UAAUUUUUUUCUGAUACAUGGUUAACACAAUGUUAAAUAAUUUUAUAUUUUUUAGAAAUAAAAUGUCCUGAUGAUAUUAUUAUAACUAGUAAUCCUAGUUUCUCAAUUGAAAUACCACCUGUAACACCCACUGUUUCUACGCCAAUUAUUCCUAUUUCAGAUGAUUUUCAAAAUUUUGUUAAAACAUCUUUAACAAAUAUGAGAUAUGAAAUAAAAAGUAUGGCCUACUCUAUUGAAGUAUUAAAAAGUCUAACAGCUCAAAGUAUUGAAAAUUCAGCAUCAAACGUUGGUACUGAAAUUAAUACAUCAUGUGAAAUUAUUUGGCCAGUCAACAAUACCGAUGAAUUGAUUACUAUUGAAACAUUACUAAAUGACCAAAAAAUUAGGAAUAAUCAAGCUAUCAUUUUAUCAAGAUCAGUCGGACUUACCAUCCCUGAAACAGUCCGCCGUAUCAUGCAACAUAUGUUUUCAGAUUCAUUUAUCCAGAAAUACUCUUAUGUUGGUUUCAAAGGUAAAAACAAAUUUUCUGGACUGAACUGCUGCAAAUUACUAUUUGAUGCCAUACGGAAAAAUAAGAAAUUUGAGUUAUUGCCUGAUAUGGAUAUUUCAUCAGCCGUUCCAAAGUGGAUGGCCCAAGCUGCUAACCUAUAUCAUUGUAACAAUGUGAAUUGGAACAUAUUGUCUCAAUGGUGGAUUUUUCUGCCAUUUGGUUAUUGUGCAAACAUGGUGAGAAUAUUUUAA
This is a messenger RNA of Acyrthosiphon pisum (pea aphid), 741 nucleotides long. RefSeq lists its product as uncharacterized. NCBI's taxonomy places the organism in Eukaryota, Metazoa, Arthropoda, Insecta, Hemiptera, Aphididae. The record is from RefSeq and is a predicted model, not a curated record. The coding region runs from base 199 to 741 and encodes 180 amino acids. The transcript is spliced from 5 exons.